AUGCUAUCAAAGGACACGGAAGAGGGAUGCCUUGUUCAGGACGCCGGCGGAGAUGCCGCUGAUCACAAACCAGAGCAAUCGACAAACGACAAAUUUUUCAGGUAUUUCCAGGAAGAAGUGACUAAGGUAGAAGAAAGAAUCACCAAGCUUCACACCACACCCACAGCAGGGGGUGAACAAGCCAGUGCUGCUGAUUAUUGCUUGGCGGACAUUUCACGGUUGUCAGAUGAAGUCAAAGAUGCAUCCACUUAUAUACCCAGUUACGAUCAGCGGGCAUACGCCUCGGCUAUAAAGGCGCUUCAGGAGAAAUUCGCCGAUGCAAAGGAGGCAAUUGCCCCGCGCAAACGAUUCGCGUUCAAGCGGUCCCGCCAACCCACUCCUGCCCAGAACACGACUGAUGAAGUAAUGCAAGAUACCCCCGCUACGCCUCGAACAACGGCUCCGAACCCAAGUCCGGAACCAACUACACGCGUUGCCUUAGUCAGUCACGAAAAAGUUACUGUUUGA
Trichophyton rubrum CBS 118892 is the source of this 507-nucleotide messenger RNA. RefSeq lists its product as uncharacterized. Lineage: Eukaryota; Fungi; Ascomycota; Eurotiomycetes; Onygenales; Arthrodermataceae. Bases 1 to 507 code for a protein of 168 amino acids. Gene Ontology annotation, cellular component: cytoplasm. Gene Ontology annotation, molecular function: tubulin binding. The transcript is spliced from 3 exons. Gene Ontology annotation, biological process: post-chaperonin tubulin folding pathway; tubulin complex assembly. The record is from RefSeq and is a predicted model, not a curated record.